Epinephelus fuscoguttatus (brown-marbled grouper) is the source of this 3088-nucleotide messenger RNA. RefSeq names its product nibrin (gene nbn). The coding region runs from base 124 to 2685 and encodes 853 amino acids. Gene Ontology annotation, molecular function: damaged DNA binding; protein binding. Lineage: Eukaryota; Metazoa; Chordata; Actinopteri; Perciformes; Serranidae. Gene Ontology annotation, cellular component: Mre11 complex; nucleus. The transcript has 17 exons. The record is from RefSeq and is a predicted model, not a curated record. Gene Ontology annotation, biological process: mitotic G2 DNA damage checkpoint signaling; telomere maintenance; double-strand break repair via homologous recombination.
GUGGCGCGCUGUAAAUGUCCACUUGAUGGUAGUUGCUGUAAAUGGGCUGCAGUUUUAAAAAGUUGCCUGAUUCGUGACUUAUCGCUGGUUUGAAUCAAUAAACAGGCAACAGAAGGCAGUGAAAUGUGGAUACUGACACCCCUGGAGCCUGGAGGUGAGACCCACUAUCUCCUCUCCAGUAAGGAGUACGUGGUGGGGCGCAAGAACUGUGACAUCCUCCUCCACAAUGACCAGUCCAUCAGCAGGGCUCACGCUCACCUCACUGCUACUGACCAGGCUCUGACUCUAAAGGAUUCUUCCAAAUACGGUUCAUUUGUCAACGGCCAGCGUGUGGCAGAGAACACAUCGGUGAACCUGAGGUCAGGGGACAAUGUUACAUUUGGGGUUUUUCAAAGCAAAUUCAGCGUGCACCAUCAGAAGCCAGUGGUGUGUUCCUCGUGUUUGGACAAUGAUGGCAAGGCGUCGCUCUCUCAGGCUCUGUUGGCUUUGGGUGGAAAGCUGGUCAACAGCUGGACUGAGGACUGCACCCACCUGGUCAUGCCCACCACUAAAGUCACCAUCAAGACUAUUUCUGCCCUGCUGUGCUGUCGUCCCAUCGUGAAGCCAGAGUUCUUCUCAGAGCUCAGCAAAGCCUCUCAGCAGAAAUUACCCCCUCCCAAAGCUGAGAGUUUCAUCCCUGAGAUCGAUGAGCCCAGCCUGAGUAAAGAGGAUGUUAACAUUGGAGUGAUUCCACUUCGCAAACAGCUUUUCACCGGAAAGACCUUCGUAUUCCUCAGUGCCAAACAACUGAAGCGGCUGAGUGCAGCAGUGGGUUUUGGAGGUGGCAGGAGCCAGCUGCUGCAGGAGGGCUCGCUGCCCCGGGGCCUGCUAGAGUCUGCACAGAGCUGUGUGGUCGAUGUUAUGACAGGCAGCUCCCAAACUCUGCUUUCUUCCUCUACCACGGAGUGGGCAAACUCUGUAAAUAACAUUGUUCAAAGGAAAGGCCUCAGAGUCAUCACAGAGUCUGAAAUCGGUUUGGCUGCCAUCUAUGCUUCUUGUGACAAGUACUGCAAUCCGUCCAGUGUGGCGCUAGACUCAGAGUCAGCACCAAAAGUGAAACCCAGAAUCCCGAGUGCUUCGCUGUCACAGAGCGUUGCGGUGAAUGAGACUGUGUUACCGGCAGCAUCUCAGAACAUCACGGCUUACGCAGCGAAUACAGAGCCAUCACAGGGGAAAGAGCUGAGAGAAGUCACAGGGGUGGUGGCGGUGGGGGAGACUCCCGAGAAGAAGCAAAACCAGAGCGGCAGUCAGCUACGUGGAUCCAAACCCGAAGCUCAGAAGGUGCCAACUCAUUGCGUUGUGGCUGACACAAUGAGCUCAUCGUUCAACGCUACCAAGAACACGGACUCACCGUGGAAAAACCCCGAGACAAAACCAACAGUUUCAGGUGCAGGCAGUAGUGGCAUCAGGUCCCAGCCAUCUGCUCCCUGGACCAAUGGUGGCAAGAAGACAUUCGUACAGAGGCAGUCUCCUCAGAAACAGAAAAACUCUGCACAAGCUUCCCCACAGAAACAAUCAACUCUGACCAACUUCUUUCAAACAGUCAAUAAGAAGAGGCCUUUGGAGGACGAGCUCUGUGCUGUCACGUCAGAGCCAAAACGGCCUGUACUGGAAUCAUCCAUCAGCAUACAGGCACCAAACUCUUCAGCAACAUCUGAAGAAACAUACUCACGUUCAGACAGAGCCCCUGCAACAACAUCCCAGACUGCACUGGGGUCAGCAGCUGAUCUUUUUGUAGGACGUUCAGAGGUCUCCCAAGCUGUCCCAGAGCAGCCACGGAGUAGAAAGAGGAAGGAGUUGGAAGAAGACAUACACAUGGAUGAACUGGAAUCUAUUAUGUCUCUGGAUAUGGACUUCGGCGAUGAGCAGCCCUCGGGCAAUCAGGGCCAGAAAGCACCGCUAACAGUGCACAGUACAACCAAACAGAAACAAAGUUCAAAUACUGCGGAGGCUUCGUCUUCGAGCAAGAGGCAGCGGGUCCUCGUAGAGGAAACAGGAAAGAACCAGAGGUCGCAGGUGGGCCUGGAAAAAGAGUCAGAUUCCCAUAAGCACCAAAAAUCUCCACCACAUAUUGUCUCCAUCAAGAAAGAGCAGGUUGAUCCUUUAGAGCACAGGAAAACUAAUCAGGAGUUCAGCAAACCUCAGGAAGUGUCAUCCGCCAGUACAAGUAAAAACCUCCAGCCUUUUGACGAUGACGAGGCGUCUUUCAUUGAGGAUUUAGCGCUACUUGAAGGAGAUAUUACCAAGCCUAAAGAAGAGACUAAGACCCCUCUGAAACCAGUUACAGUCAAACAGGAGGUCCAAGAGUCGAAGAUUGAUGAAGACCUUCCUAAAAAGGUGGUGCUAGUGGAGUUUAGAUCUCUGACUGUGUCUGCACCUCCCAAAACCAAACCACAAACGACGCAGAGCAACGGCUGUGCAAAGAACUUCAAAUGUUUCCGCAAGCAGGUCUGCGUGUCAAGUGCAGGGGGCCGAGCCCACAUCAUCAGAGGGUCUGAUCUGCUAGUUCACAACCGGGGCAAAAACUCUGAUCUGGAUGAAUGGCUGAAAGAUGCAGCAGAGGAGGAGCGUCAGAACAGACGGGAUGAGAGCGCUGGAGAUGACCUCUUCAGGUACAACCCCACCAAACUAACCAGGAGAAGAUGAAAUGCCUUCAUCUCAACGUCCUACAGAGGGAAGUCAUUUCAGAGGCACAGGAAGUAUGUCAGACUUCAUCAACACUGUAUAAAAAGGACUCCAGAAAUACUAAUUUGAAAGAUAAAUCCUGAUAUCUGUGUGUCAAAUGUAACUGUGGUAGCUGCUUAUAUCAUCAGAAAUGUUUGUCAAUGUUUUGUUUUGCUUUUCUUCCUGUUCUAUCUAUAAAUGUCACUAAUGAACCCACUGACAGGGAACAAUGUAACAAAACAGUCACAUGUUCAGAGAUUUUUUCUCAAAGUUUUAUUUGUCAAUAAUAAAAAAAUGCGGCAUACAAAACAUUAAAAACUCUUCAAUUGUACAAGAGAGCGUUAAAACUCUACAUGCUGAAAGCAGCUUUUCCUUCGUUUUGAAG